GCACUAUAUACUUCCUUUUUUUAGCAAAGAAAAACUGCAAAUGACUAUAUUAUAAUGGGUAACCUCUUUUUUUCGGCUAAAUAAAAAAAGUAUUUAAAAGUAAUUAACCUGCUUUUAUUAUUUAUUUUUGUUGAAUUUUCCUUAGUUCUUAAUUGCGUUGUUGGGUCUUCAUUUUGGUAUUUUAGUUCCCUUCGGUUGUUAGUUGAAAUCCCUUUAGAUGUUUAUUUAAUUAUGAGCUGUUUGUUUAAUUGAUUUUUCUUUAAUUCCUUUAGUUUGUUAUUUUAAAGAUUUUAUUUGUCACACAAUUACAUACAGUAUAUAACUUGCAGUGAAAUGAAAACAGUUUAAUUUCCUUUAACUGUUCAUUAUUUUUGUUAGUUUUCAUUUAGUUCUUCAAGGUUUUUUUUGUUUUGUUUUGUUUUGUUUAAUUAUCUUUAGUUGUUUAUUUAGUUUGUUAGUUAAUUUAACUCAUGUUCUGGAGGAGUGAGAGGGACAAGUAAACUGAUUUUUAAAACCAAGUGAGAAAGGAACACUAACUCGAGUUUAAAUGCCUAUGCUUGCCAUUAUAGUUUUGGCACCUUGUCUAUUCUUCUGACUUACAAGAACAACAGCAGAGAGAGAGAGAGAGAGAGAGAGAGAGAGAGAGAGAGAGAGAGACUCGCUUCACCAGAGUGUGUCCGUCCCACAGAUGAAGGAGGGAACAAGAACAGGGAAUGGGGUCGGCUAAACGUGGAGAUAAUGAUCAAGAAUUUCCCUUGGUUUUUCAUCCCAUGGGAAAAUGAGCUUUCUUUAUAUCGAUUAGCAUGAUACCCCCCUCCAAGCAGCUCCCUCCUUCCUGUCCUCAAGUCCAGUGUUGUUUUAAUCCUGCUAAAGAUACAGUCCCUCGGGUAACUCGUGGUUUUUCAGAUGUCAAAUCAUUAACAGGAAGUCCACCCAAAUAAAAUAACAUUGUAAUUCAUCCUGCGGUAUAUCACACUCUGGUCGGUGGUCGAUACAUAACACACGUUGGCACCGUUAACUGUACACAUUCUGGGUCGUUUCAUUUUCUCACUUUCUCACCAAAAUGCUCUCUGUUCCGGUGCCCUGUAUCUGACCUGACCGACUUUUUCUUGCUUUUCUGUGAAACAAGUUUCGUUAUUCUCAACGUUUCCAUUAUUAGCUCAAUGCAGCGACAUCAAGCUCUUCAUGGCCUUCCCCCGAGACUGUGGGAAAGUGUGCUGCUAAAAGCACCCAUGCAUUGUCAUGUUAAUGGCUAAGGGUGGUGGUUUGGAGGGGAGGUUUCGACAGCUACACGUUUAAAGCGAGGUGCAAGUCUAAUUUUCCCAGCCAAGCAGGCACCAUUCGCCUCCACUUAGGAGGAAGUUAGCGACACGAGAAACUCACCGAGAGUCUCAGAGUUAAUUUUAGUUUGCGUGAGAAAUUAAGCAGAGCUAUGACUGCUUCAAAUCUCGGCAAUGGACCAGAAAAGAGCUUCAACGCCAAAGAGGAGCGUAAGUAAUCAACAGUGUAAACACAUAUUUUAGCUUCGAAAGCCUCUGAUAGAGAAGAGACGUAGAGAACGCAUCAAUUCAAGCCUGGAGCAGCUCAAGGGUAUUAUGGUGGAUGCUUACAAUUUGGAUCAAUCAAAACUGGAGAAAGCGGAUGUUCUGGAGAUAACUGUGCAACACAUGGAGGGCCUGCAGCGGGGCCUUGGACCAGCAGCCAGUCAGGGACCUAGUGUGACUUUUGAAUCUCGUCAGCGAUACAGUAGUGGUUAUAUACAGUGUAUGCACGAGGUGCAUAAUUUACUCCUCAACUGCCCUGGCAUGGACAAAUCACUGGGCGCUCGUCUUCUGAACCACCUGUUGAAGGCUCUGCCCCAAAUCAGUGGAGAGAGUGGAGCCACGAGCAGUGCUGGCACUACCAGCCCUGUUCCUCUUCCCACCUCGCCUACACAGUCUCCGCUGGCUCUUCCCUCCUUUCAGCCCCGUCCUCUCCACCUACACACUCCUCCAUCUCCUGUAAGCCCCCCCCCACCCAGCAGCCCCCACUGCUCUCCUGGAAUCCUCUUGCAGAGAGAAGGGGCUGGCAUGAGGCCCUCCCCACCUCGAUCACCCUCCCCCCAACCUUUAGCCCCUUCUGCCCUUCCCCCUGCCUUCCCAGGGGGUGACCCUUCUAUGUGGAGGCCAUGGUGAAGAAGUGAAACCCUCUACCACUGUUCACUUGCCCUGUCCCCCCUUCUUCCACUCUUCCCUAAUAGUGUCCAUUACAUCCUCAUCUCCUGGGAUGUUUGAGUGCUGGGCCUUUUCACUCUGAGAGCGGAGAGGUCACCGAAUAAUAGUAGGUCUUCGAGCCCCUGGGGGUUUUGUGGCAUCGUUUGAAGCACUAUUCUUUAUGCUUGAUUUACUACGGUGUGGGCUUGUUUGGAAAUUUGAAAAACAAAAGAGAACCAACACCAAGGAUGCUCACUUAGAAUUGAGCACAUGAGAAAAAGAAUUGUUGCUUCGUUGCUUGAUGGUACUGUUAUUUUGUUAAACCAGGAAGCAAUGAACUUUCCUUAAUUGUAUUUAAUUUUGAAAAUAUUUUUUAAAUGGUUCUUUACUUCUUAUGAUUUCUUUUUGCGAUUUUUAGUGUGGCCUUUUCACUAAAGUUUAGUGUGCCCUGAUGCAUUUUAUACUACACCUCUGAUCAACUGGUAGUGACUGGUUUCUGCUACAAAAUAAUGGUCCAUGUGUUGGAAUGUCCUGAAUAAACUGAGUAUGCAAAUGUGUCUGAGAUGUCUUGACCUCUGACACUUUUCUUGCUGAUGCUAGAUGUUUAUACUGGUCCCCACUUGAAGCAUUUUGUACAUAAAGUCAAGUUCAGGCGUAAAAGAUACACUAUUUAGAUGCCCUCUCUGUGUGCUGGGUAUCAGAAUAUGCUGUAAACAUUUCUGUGAAUAAAGAAAUGAACAUCCA
Molecule: messenger RNA, 2936 nt
Organism: Ictalurus punctatus (channel catfish)
Lineage: Eukaryota; Metazoa; Chordata; Actinopteri; Siluriformes; Ictaluridae
Gene: her8a
Product: hairy-related 8a
Exons: 4
Coding region: 1596-2174 (192 amino acids)
Biological process (GO): regulation of transcription by RNA polymerase II; anterior/posterior pattern specification; regulation of neurogenesis
Cellular component (GO): nucleus
Molecular function (GO): RNA polymerase II cis-regulatory region sequence-specific DNA binding; DNA-binding transcription factor activity, RNA polymerase II-specific; protein dimerization activity
Source: RefSeq, a predicted model, not a curated record